Cannabis sativa is the source of this 973-nucleotide messenger RNA. RefSeq lists its product as uncharacterized. Lineage: Eukaryota; Viridiplantae; Streptophyta; Magnoliopsida; Rosales; Cannabaceae. Bases 217 to 744 code for a protein of 175 amino acids. The record is from RefSeq and is a predicted model, not a curated record. The transcript is spliced from 3 exons.
UAUUUCGAAUAUAACCCUUCUUCAUCCUUCUCAUCACACAGCGACACUCUUUCUUUCUCUCUCUCUCUCCCUUUCGUAUCAGAUCGACUUUCCAUUUUUCUUCUUCUACAAAUCUCAGCAAUUGAACGUUGUGAACCCAAAAAUAGUAUUAAAUAAUUACACAGAAAAUAGGGAAUUUUACUGUUCAUAUAUUUCUGUAUAUAUCGUUAUCGGAAAAUGAAGGACGAAGAUGGCCUUCCGACAACGACGGCGACCACCAAGAAAGAAAGUUCGGAUUCGGGUCAGUCAUUUGGUAAAGGAAGGUACAAGUUUUGGGCAUUGGGUGCCAUUAUAUUGCUCGCACUUUGGUCUAUGUUCACCGGAACCGUAACUCUCCGAUGGUCUGCCGGUAAUCUAAAUCGUAUCACUGAUGAUUUUGAUACCCCAAUUCAUGACGAUCUUGAUGUCCUUGAAAUGGAGGAGAGGGAGAAGGUGGUAAAGCAUAUGUGGGAUGUGUACACCAACAGCCGUCGGAUCAGAUUACCAAAGUUUUGGCAAGAGGCGUUUGAAGCUGCUUAUGAGGAUUUGACCAGUGAUGCACCUGGUGUUAGGGAGGCUGCCAUUACAGAGAUCGCUAAAAUGUCCGUACGCUCCAUUAAUAUUGACCCUCCUCCUGUUCAAUCAACGAGUGCACGAGAACUUACAAAGGCUUUAAGGCAAGCAGAUCGAGGAGGAGAGGCUGCGAUUUCGACUAGGAGCGGUUGAUAUCUGAAUAGUGUAGGGUUUGAAAUCUACAUUAUUCUGCAAAGUCACAGCUCCUGCACAUAAUUUGUGGGUUUAUAGUGAUAUGUGCAAAAGUUCACAGUUGGGAAAAUUUUAUGUAUCUUAUUAGGUAUUAUCAUUCUUUUAAUUGUGGAAUGUCACAACAUGUCCAUGUUAAACUGUGAACAAACCUUUUGAGCGUGUAAGUUCAAGUGAAAGAAUUUUGCAACCA